Aspergillus calidoustus is the source of this 1365-nucleotide messenger RNA. The record is from the annotation of a GenBank genome assembly. Lineage: Eukaryota; Fungi; Ascomycota; Eurotiomycetes; Eurotiales; Aspergillaceae.
AUGACGGGCAUUCAGUCAAAGGGCAACCCAGCAAACCAUGGCGCUAAGCUAGAGUCGCACUCGGAUUUGUCCAGGUCAACUGCGCCGUCGCCUUUACGAAAACCGAAAGCCACCACGGCAGAAAUGAAUGGACGAAAGGAGUCAUCGGAUAGCUGUGUCCACAGUAUUGCAAGCAUUGCAGCCACGGCAGUCCAGGCUACGCUUGGGCAUUGGACGAAUGUGUUUCUGAUGAUAUCGUUGAUUUUUGGAGGAUGCUGUGCGAACGUUUUCGCACUCGAGGCUAUAAUCAAGGAUCGACCAAGUGCAGGGCCAUUGAUAACAUUUGCCCAGUUCAUUUUAACUGCGCUCUUUAUGUUACCGAACUUUCUUUCCCUGUCCGCGGGUUUUGGGUCUUUUUUUGUCAACAAGCGCUGCAUUCCACUGAGAUCAUGGUUUGUUUAUACGGCAUUUUUUAUAUCGGUCAACCUGCUGAACAACUGGGCAUUUGCGUACCGAAUCUCGGUGCCUCUGCAUAUAAUUUUGCGGUCUGGAGGCCCCGUCGCCUCAAUGGUCGUUGGCUAUAUUUACUCGGGGAAAAGAUACUCACGGGGCCAGAUCCUGGCAGUAACUUUGCUCACCUUUGGAGUCGUCACUUCGGCACUGGCAGAUGCGCAGGCCAAGGGUCAGUCGAUCCAGAUUGGAAUCGACAAGGACUCUACCAUAUCCCGAACUGUUACUGGAUUCGCUAUCCUUGCCCUGGCAAUGAUACUCUCUGCCUUUCAGGGAAUAUACGCGGAUCGAUUGUAUGAAACAUAUGGGAGGAAUCACUGGAAAGAGGCCCUCUUCUACUCCCAUAUGCUGUCACUGCCACUCUUUCUCCCAACGUUCCCACAGAUCUGGGGCCAGUGGCGCGCGUUGAACUCCUCACCGUCCUUAUUUUCCCAUAGCAAAGCUCUGGCCGGUCGCGUGGGAUUAGAUCAACUCUCCUGCGACCACACAGCUGUUGUAGGGGAGUCGUGUGGGACAUCCUUGCAACAUACUCUAAUCCAACCCGUCCUCCAUAUACUCGACGCCCUGCACGAUCACGAUCGACUUCGGCCUAUCGUAACUGGUAUUCCAGUCCAAGUGUUUUAUCUUCUGCUAAAUGCCCUGACUCAAUAUUGGUGCAUUCGUGGGGUGCACCUUCUUUCCGCCAAGUCGUCAUCCUUGACUGUUACAAUCGUAUUGAAUAUCAGAAAACUUGUUUCCCUUCUGUUAUCCAUACGUCUCUUCGGGAACUCUUUGUCACAUGGUGUUCUCGCAGGUGCUGUACUUGUCUUUGUGGGCGGAGCCAUAUACGGCUUUGAAGGCGCGCGGUUACGAAGAACGCCAGUCAAGAGGGAUUAA